Messenger RNA from Cercopithifilaria johnstoni, 1071 nucleotides. The record is from the annotation of a GenBank genome assembly. NCBI's taxonomy places the organism in Eukaryota, Metazoa, Nematoda, Chromadorea, Rhabditida, Onchocercidae.
AUGCCAAUAUUGGGUGCAAAAGAAAUGUGGCAAAAAGCUGGUCGAUGGAAUGCUUUCGAAUCAGAAAUGUUUCAUUUGAAUGAUAAAACGGGUCAAACUUUCUGCCUUCAACCAACUCAUGAAGAAAUGAUAACAAAGUUGGUUGCCGAACAAGGUGAAUUGAGACAAUCUAUCUAUCCAUUAAUGCUUUAUCAAACGGGGCCAAAAUUUCGUGACGAGACCGUUGUUGGACAUGGACUUCUUCGUAGUAGAGAAUUUUUGAUGAAUGACUUGUAUUCCUUUGAUAUAACGGCGAAGAGUGCCUCGGACACUUACAAUCUCGUUAGUGAAACGUAUCGACGAAUAUUUCAUGAUCUUCUCGGCAUUAAUUUUUAUAUUGUUCGAGCCGAUGCUGGAAACAUUGGUGGUGAUAUGUCACACGAAUAUCAUUUACCGUGUGGGACAGGCCGCGAUAGUAUUGCUUACUGCACAAAAUGUAAUUUAGGUGUGAAUCGUGAUUUGUUGAAACGUGGUGAAAAGCCUUGCUGUUGUAGUCAAGAAUGUAUUUCGAUUAUUGAGACGAUUGAAAUAGCUCAUACAUUCCAACUGGGGCACCUUUUCAGCGAAAAAUUUGGGGCAAAACAUCGUGGACAAUCAUUGAUAAUGAACUGCUUUGGAAUCGGCAUUGGCCGUAUGAUAGCAGCCUUAAUUAACUCAAUGUCACCCAGUGUAAAAGCUCUUCGCUUACCGUAUGCAUUGACACCGUUUAAAAUAGCUGUUAUUCUGCCAAACAAAACUCAACCGGAAACGAUCGCAUUUGCUCAAAAUGUUAUUGAUAGUCUCAGUCAGAUAUCAUCUCUACGGGAUGAUAUUUUUGUUGAUGAUCGAUUGGAUAAUUCAAUUGGAAGGCGACUACUUGCAGCUGCAAAUCUAGGUAUUCCUCACAUAUUGGUAAUUGGAAAUCGGACUACCCGGAUGUUGAAUACCAAUCCAAUUAUGGAAUAUUAUAAAACAAAAGCUCAUAGUGAUGAACUCAUCAAUGUUGGAGAUCUUGAAUACGCUGAAAUUUCAAAACUAAUUGCAAAACUGUAA